Gambusia affinis (western mosquitofish) is the source of this 1335-nucleotide messenger RNA. Its product is annotated as SUMO-conjugating enzyme UBC9-B. NCBI's taxonomy places the organism in Eukaryota, Metazoa, Chordata, Actinopteri, Cyprinodontiformes, Poeciliidae. Gene Ontology annotation, cellular component: nucleus. The record is from RefSeq and is a predicted model, not a curated record. Gene Ontology annotation, biological process: protein sumoylation. The transcript has 7 exons. The coding region runs from base 172 to 648 and encodes 158 amino acids. Gene Ontology annotation, molecular function: SUMO conjugating enzyme activity.
CGGAAGUGAUGUGCGGAUGACUGCGUGGUGUCGCUGUUUGAGGCUCGACUCGGAGCGGGUGGAUUUUUUCGGGAGGGAAACUUUAUCAGGUUUAACGGGAUCCGAGCUCCAUUAAUUCAUUUCGCUUAAUUAGCAGAGCCAGUGCAGCCGUACUGAUAGAGGAGUCUAAAAAUGUCAGGCAUUGCAUUGAGCCGGCUUGCCCAGGAGCGCAAGGCAUGGCGGAAGGACCAUCCGUUUGGAUUUGUAGCCGUUCCAACAAAAAAUCCAGAUGGAACCAUGAAUCUCAUGAACUGGGAAUGUGCUAUUCCUGGGAAAAAAGGGACUCCGUGGGAAGGAGGUUUGUUCAAACUGCGGAUGUUGUUCAAGGAUGAUUACCCGUCAUCGCCUCCAAAAUGUAAAUUUGAGCCGCCGCUCUUCCAUCCCAACGUUUACCCGUCGGGGACGGUAUGCCUAUCCAUCCUAGAGGAGGACAAGGACUGGAGACCCGCCAUCACAAUAAAGCAGAUCUUAUUAGGUAUCCAGGAACUCCUAAACGAGCCAAAUAUCCAGGAUCCAGCCCAAGCAGAGGCUUACACGAUCUACUGCCAAAACAGAGUAGAAUAUGAGAAAAGAGUUCGAGCACAGGCCAAGAAGUACUCUCCGUCGUAAGAGGCGCCGGCCCGGCCCGGCGGCGCCGCGGCUGAAGGAAGGGGUUUAAGGAGAAGCGCCCCCCCGCCCGGCCUCCAUGAAUGUGCCCCUCUCACACCGGGACUCGCUUACAGACUCGUAUUUAAACUCCACAUUCGGUGCCAUCCGUUCUCCCUUCGCCUGUCCGUUUGGUUCCGACCCGCCGGGCGGCGCGGCGCCGGGAGGGGACGCUCGUUUCUUUUUAAACGUUGUCUUAUGUGGUGCAAGGGACGCAGCUUCGGUUUCUCCAACAACUCCACGCGAGCCGUCUGUUCAUGGAAGUGAAAGUCUUUAUUUUGUUUUGUUUUAUUUUUUUGCUCCUUCACAGGGUCUCUUCCUUUUUUUGUUUUCCAUAAAUUUAAUGUAAAAAUCGGCUCAUUUCAUUGUCAGUAUUUGAUCUGCUGUAUAAUGAAUGGCACUUUUAUACUGUUGUAUCCCACUAGUGUCUCUAGAUGGUCCAGUCUAAUUUUCUUUCCCAGGUUUUCUAUUCAGCAUGCUGUAAUAUACGAUAGAUCUGCUGCCUUGGCUCUUUGUUAUUCAGAGUGUUGCUAUGGGAUACGUAAAAUGGCCGCAGUAACUGAGGCAGGUAGGCUUACUUCUGUACUUUAAGGUUAUAUGGUGCUUUGUUCAUGUAUGUGUUUGCUUAUUAAAACUUUCUAUAAAACCUUC